Messenger RNA from Lathyrus oleraceus (garden pea), 1035 nucleotides. RefSeq names its product transcription repressor OFP13. Gene Ontology annotation, biological process: negative regulation of DNA-templated transcription. The record is from RefSeq and is a predicted model, not a curated record. The transcript has a single exon. Bases 189 to 929 code for a protein of 246 amino acids. NCBI's taxonomy places the organism in Eukaryota, Viridiplantae, Streptophyta, Magnoliopsida, Fabales, Fabaceae.
ACAAACCUACAAAUUUAAUUCACGCAUGAAAUCACCAACCACAUCCCAUUUCUUUCUCACAUUCUUCAUCUUUAUAUAACUCACUUCUCAUCUCAUCUCCUCUCUUAUUUAUUACAAACACCAAACCACUCCUCAUUCAUAUUCAUUUCACCACCCUCUCUUUCCUCUUCACACCCCUCCCUCUCACAAUGGGAAAGAAACAUUUGAAACUAUCCUCACUUUUCAAAACCACACCAAGAAACCAACAUCCAUGGCAAUUCUUACCUUCUUGUAACCACCAUCCAAAGACUCUCUCCUUUCGAACUCCCGGUGGCGACGAUGACAUAUUCAAAACAGUUAACUCCGUUUUCUUCGACCAAAUCGAAACACCGAAGUCAUGUUUCACAACAACCUCGUCUGGUUCCGCGAGCUUCUCGACAGAAUCAGACGAGUAUUAUUGCUACAACGACGGAGAAUUGUUGGAGACAUUGGUACGAGGAGUUAAAUCCGAGAGGUCUUCUGAGAGACUGUUUUUCGAAGCCGAAGACACGAGUUCGAUCUUGGAAAAGGCGAAGGCGGACGGCUUUCCGUUUAAGGAAAGUGUUGUAUUGGCUUUGGAGUCAGAUGAUCCUUAUGAGGAUUUCAAGAGAUCAAUGGAGGAGAUGGUUGAGUCACAUGGUGUGAAAGAUUGGGAAGGUUUGGAAGAACUUUUGAGUUGGUAUUUGAGAGUUAAUGGGAAAAAUAAUCAUGGGUUUAUCGUUGGUGCUUUUGUUGAUUUGUUGAUUAGUUUAACAGGUUCUAAUGAUUCUAGUAACUCUUGUUCUGAAUUAACUUUGUAUUCUUCUGCGGUUUCUUCUUUUGCUUCUUCACCAACUUUGUAUUUAUCUGAGGGACAGAAUGAGAUUACUGAGAUUGAAGAUAAUAAUAAUAAUAAUGUAACAGAUUCUUAGUAUUGUAGAUUAGAUUAGAUGUAGUUUUAACUUUUUUUUUUUUGUUGGUGUUGGUGUUGUAUAGUAUGUAGAUUGAAAAAAGUUAAUGAGAAUUAAAUUAUGAUGA